AUGCGUACUAGUCCUGUACCUCGUGGCUUAUUCUGGCAUCAGCAGCAGCAGCAACAACAGCAGCAGUACCAGAAUAAGCAACCUCAUCUGCAGCAGCAGCAGCAGCAGCAGCAUUUGCUGCAGCAACCGCAGCAGCAGCAUUUGCUGCAGCAAAAAAGAUAUAUAUCCUUAUAUGAGUACCAAGCUUAUGACUUAUUACGUGAAUAUGAUUUACCUUUACCUCUUUAUAAAGUUGCACGUACACCCCAAGAGGCAUACGAAGCAGCAAUAGAGCUGCAGCAGCAGCUGCAGCAGCAGCAGCAGCAGCAGCAGCAGCAGCAGCAGGAAGUACAGCAUCAAGGACAGCAACAAGGACAGCAGCAGCAGCAGCAGCAGCAGGAGAAUGCAUUAGUAGUUAAGGCACAAAUACUAGCAGGAGGAAGGGGUUUAGGUUCUCGUGGAGGUACAAGUAUAGAAGAAAUCGCAAAAGAAGAUCCAAUGUCUAUCCUUAAAAUACCUAUUGAUAUAGAUGAAGGUAUAAAUGAUGAGAUAAUAGAUCAAGUAUAUCAUGAUAGUUUGCCAUUAACAGCAGCAGCAGCAGGAGGAGGAGGACAACAGCAGCAGCAGCAGCAGCAGCAGCAGGAGCAGCAACAGCAGCAACAACAACAACAAGAUGAUUUAGAUGAUGAGGAAAAAGAAUUAAUAAUAAAUAAAGAAUUAGGUAUAAAUUAUAUAAAAUUAAUAGGGGAUAUAGGUAUAUUAGUAAAUGGUGCUGGAUUAGCCAUGGCAACAAAUGAUCUUAUUAAACAAAAAAAAGGAUUUGCUGCUAAUUUCUUGGAUAUAGGUGGAGGUGCAGCACAGCAGCAACAUAUUAUUAAUUAUGCAUUAUCUAUACUUAUUCAUCAAGGGGAUAUAUACAAGGGAGAGGAAGAAGGAGGAGAGGGGGGAGGAGGAGAGGGAGGAGGAGAGGGGGGAGAAGAAGGAGAGGGAGGAGAAAAAAAAAAGAAAAAAAAUCAUUAUUUUCUUGCUAAUAAUGAGGAGGAGAAAGGAGAUAAAAAAGGAAAAAAUAUAUUUAUAAAUAAACAAGAAGGAGAAGGAGGAGAAGAAGGAGAAGGAGGAGAAGAAGGAGAAGGAGGAGAAGAAGAAGGAGGAGAAGGAGAAGGAGGAGAAGGAGAGGGAGGAGAAGGAGAAGAAGGAGGAGAAGAAAAGGAGAAAAUAAAUUGUUUAUUUAUAAAUAUAUUUGGUGGUAUAAUUAAGUGUGAUUUAAUUGCUAAGUGUCUCCUUAAUACUAUUUAUUAUUAUAAACCUAUUAUACCUAUUGUAGUAAGAUUAGAGGGAACAAACAGAGAAAAGGCAGAAGAAUUAUUAAAAAAUGCAUUUAAGGAUAGUCAGCAGCAGCAGCAGCAGCAGCAGCAGCAGCAGCAGCAGCAGCAGCAGCAGAAGCAGCAGAAGCAUUAUUGUCCACAUAUAGAGGCAAUAAGUGACUUUGAUGCUGCAGCAGAGAGAGCUGUUGAGUUAGCUAGGCAGUAUCGUCUCCUACGCCGGCAGCGGCUGCAGCAGCAGCAGCAGCUGCAGCACUAG
Eimeria maxima is the source of this 1560-nucleotide messenger RNA. RefSeq names its product succinyl-CoA ligase, putative. The coding region runs from base 1 to 1560 and encodes 519 amino acids. The record is from RefSeq and is a predicted model, not a curated record. The transcript has 5 exons. Gene Ontology annotation, cellular component: succinate-CoA ligase complex. Gene Ontology annotation, biological process: succinyl-CoA metabolic process; tricarboxylic acid cycle. Gene Ontology annotation, molecular function: succinate-CoA ligase (ADP-forming) activity. Lineage: Eukaryota; Apicomplexa; Conoidasida; Eucoccidiorida; Eimeriidae.